GAUGAGAGUAUCUUUCUUAAGAUUGCGGAAGAGAACUUCACAUCGUACUACCAGCCAUUGAUCCCGCCGGUCAAUAUACUGCGGAGGAAGGUAUUUCCAAACGGUGAGAGGUGGAAGAGACCGGAGCCGGAGCUUUAUUCCUUGAUGAAGGAGAUCCUUCGCGAAGCCCGGAAGGACCCAAACGUGGUGGCGGAUGGCGGAUAG
This is a messenger RNA of Trematosphaeria pertusa, 204 nucleotides long. RefSeq lists its product as uncharacterized. The transcript has a single exon. NCBI's taxonomy places the organism in Eukaryota, Fungi, Ascomycota, Dothideomycetes, Pleosporales, Trematosphaeriaceae. The record is from RefSeq and is a predicted model, not a curated record. The annotation marks the transcript as partial.